This is a messenger RNA of Acanthopagrus latus (yellowfin seabream), 1314 nucleotides long. It is a transcript of the gene crabp2b, whose product is annotated as cellular retinoic acid binding protein 2, b. Lineage: Eukaryota; Metazoa; Chordata; Actinopteri; Spariformes; Sparidae. Gene Ontology annotation, cellular component: nucleus; cytosol. Gene Ontology annotation, molecular function: fatty acid binding. The record is from RefSeq and is a predicted model, not a curated record. The transcript has 4 exons. Gene Ontology annotation, biological process: fatty acid transport. The coding region runs from base 420 to 998 and encodes 192 amino acids.
GCCUCGCCUGACUUUCAACUGGAGAGUAAGCAGAUAAUAGGAUUUAUUUUUAUUUUUGGGCGAACCUUCCCUUUAACACACAGCUGAACGUUGGAUCCAGUAUAGGGACAAAAUGUCUGGCAUAGCUUCGUUUCAUCGGUUACUCCAUUAUGAUCUGGACUUCUUCUUUGGAAUAACAUGAGACCAACUUUGAAAAAACAAAAAACAAUUAACACCUUCCUUCAAUAUCCGAGCGGACUGCUCAUCAACAUCAGAGCUCUUACUGGAAGUGCAUUUUCCAGCUCGUAUCCAAAUCUUUCACCAUGCCGACAGAAGUGGAGGCCACAUUUAGUUAGAAAUCAUCGGGGGGGAAAGUCCCUCCCCGCCACCAGCCUCUGCAUUGGCUGGACCGGCAUCAGAUCCAGGCGAGCUGUCAGCCAAUGAGCGGGGGCGCUGAUGCGGGCAGAGAGGAGAGACGGGCUUCACAAGCCGGGUUAACAGAGGUGGGGGGGACAGACCCGGAGAGCCCGCAGUCACAGUCGGCUUCCAAUCUGCACAAAACCAUCUCUGCGACUGCGACCUGCGCCGACAUGGAGAAGAAAGUCGCAGAUUUCUCAGGGAAAUGGAAGAUGAAGUCGUCGGAGAACUUCGAGGAACUUUUGAAAGCGCUGGGUGUGAAUGUGUUCCUGAGAAAGAUUGCGGUGACGGCGGCUUCCAGCCCGGCCGUGGAAAUCACCCAGCAGGGAGAGACUCUGUCCAUCAAGACGUCCACCAGCAUCCGUAUGACCCACAUCUCCUUCACCGUGGGUCAGUCCUUCACCGAGGCCACGGUGGAUGGACGGCACUGCACGAGUUUUCCGAAAUGGGAGACAGACACAAAGAUCAGCUGUGAGCAGACCUUACAGAAAGGCGACGGGCCGAAGACGUCGUGGACACGAGAGGUGACCAACGACGGAGAACUGAUACUGACGAUGACUGCCGGGGACGUUGUCUGCACCAGAGUUUACGAGAGGGAAUGAGGACUUUUUUUUUUUUUGCCACACAAUACUCCUGUUUUGUGCCUCGUUUAUGGUUUACAUUUAACUCACCUCGUUCUCUUCCUCCCAGCCAGUCAGAUGUUGGUCAGAUUGUACUCAAACGGUGCACUGUGUAGGAAAAAAAAAGGUUUUGGUAUACACGAAUGUACGCUUUUAUCACGCCAAAGCGCAAACUAACUCUGUAUGUAUUAUAUACGUUGAAAUGUCACACAUUCCUUAAAAAAAAAGCUGUAUCGCGACAUCUGAAUCCUUUUUUUUUGUCGAGAUGUUAAUAAACUGUUUUAUAUGAGUUUCUUUA